Molecule: messenger RNA, 2801 nt
Organism: Brienomyrus brachyistius
Lineage: Eukaryota; Metazoa; Chordata; Actinopteri; Osteoglossiformes; Mormyridae
Product: copine-9-like
Exons: 20
Coding region: 275-1936 (553 amino acids)
Biological process (GO): cellular response to calcium ion
Cellular component (GO): plasma membrane
Molecular function (GO): calcium-dependent phospholipid binding
Source: RefSeq, a predicted model, not a curated record
UUAAUGUUUCCCUUCCAGGACACCUUAGAUGAUGACAGGAGUCCGUUGGCGAUCCCGAGCGGCUGGAGCUCCUCUCGCCUCCUCCGAGUUCGCGCACCAGCAGCCACUCAAAUGGUGCCUUUCACCUCACUCGCAGGUAUCUCUGCUGUCAACUCUCCGCAGAGGAGUGCGAUUUCACCGGCGAAUCCUCAUCUUCACGCUGGAAAAAAAUCAGUACUUGUAACUUGAUUACGAACAAUAUAUAUUCAUAAUAAGUCAAUUUUAAAAUAUACAAAUGGCGUCAAUUGGGGACUUCGAUCCGCUAAACUCAAGCGUGCCUGCAACUAAGAUUGAAGUUACCGUGUCAUGCCGGAGCCUGCUGGAUAUGGACACCUUCUCCAAGUCGGAUCCAGUGGUGGUCCUGUACGUGCAGGGUAUCGGCACUAAAGAAUGGAGGGAGUUUGGCAGAACAGAAGUAAUCGACAACACCCUAAACCCAGACUUUGUGAGAAAAUUUGUCUUGGACUACUUCUUCGAAGAGAAGCAGAAUCUGCGCUUUGAUGUGUACAAUGUGGACUCAAGAAGUUCAAACAUUUCUAAACAUGACUUUCUCGGACAGACAUUCUGCACCCUGGGGGAGAUCAUCGGGUCCAAAGGCAGUCGGCUGGAGAAAACCCUCUCAGGGAUUCCUGGGAAGAAGUGCGGCACCAUUAUUUUCACGGCGGAGGAGCUGAGUAACUGCCGGGACAUAGCCACCAUGCAGCUGUGUGCCAACAAGCUGGAUAAGAAGGACUUCUUCGGAAAGUCGGACCCGUUCCUGGUGUUCUACCGUAGCAAUGAGGAUGGAACGUUCACCAUUUGCCACAAGACUGAGGUGAUAAAGAACACGUUGAACCCAGUAUGGCAGUCCUUCACCAUCCCUGUCCGGGCGCUCUGCAAUGGUGACUAUGACAGAACCGUCAAGGUGGACGUAUACGACUGGGACAGAGAUGGAAGCCAUGACUUCAUUGGCGAGUUCACCACCAGCUACAGGGAGCUGUCUCGCGGACAGAGCCAGUUCAACGUCUAUGAGGUUCUAAACCCAAAAAAGAAAGGAAAAAAGAAAAAAUACAUAAAUUCUGGAACUGUUACUCUACUGUCCUUCAAAGUGGAGUCAGAGUACACGUUUGUGGAUUUCAUCCGUGGCGGCACUCAACUCAACUUUACAGUGGCCAUUGACUUCACCGCAUCCAAUGGGAACCCCUCCCAGCCAACGUCCCUGCACUACAUGAACCCAUACCAGAUGAACGCCUAUGCCAUGGCGCUCAAGGCUGUGGGGGAAAUCAUCCAGGACUAUGACAGCGACAAGCUCUUCCCAGCUUAUGGCUUUGGGGCCAAGCUGCCACCAGAUGGAAAGAUUUCCCAUGCCUUUCCUCUGAACUCAGACCCGGAAAAUCCAAACUGUGUGGGAAUCGAGGGGGUGCUGGAGGCUUAUUUCCAGAGCCUGCGGGCCGUGCAGCUUUAUGGCCCAACCAACUUUGCUCCUGUCAUCAACCAAGUGGCACGGUCGGCAGCUGAAAUUACGGACGGCUCUCAGUAUUUUGUCUUGCUCAUGAUCACAGACGGGGUGAUAUCUGACAUGGUGCAGACCAAGGAAGCCGUGGUCAAUGCUGCAAGCCUACCUAUGUCUAUCAUCAUUGUGGGGGUGGGACCAGCUGAAUUUGAUGCCAUGGAGGAGCUGGAUGGGGAUGAGGUGAGAGUGUCCUCCAGGGGGCGCUUCGCAGAGAGGGAUAUCGUCCAGUUCGUGCCCUUCCGGGACUACAUCGACCGGGCAGGGAAUCAGGUACUGAGCAUGGCCCGCCUAGCCAAGGACGUGCUGGCCGAGAUCCCCGAGCAGCUGCUGUCCUAUAUGAAGUCACAGGGUAUCGAACCCCGGCCCGCCCUGGACGGCAUGCCCACACUGCACAUGCACAUCUAAGGGCGACCAUCCCAGGUCCUCCAAAAACGUUUCUCCUUUUUACACGCACACACACACACACACACACACACACACACACACUCACUCAUCUACACAUGCUGUCUCAGUGGAGAGUGACUGGAGAAGAUUUGAUGCAUAUUUCUCAAAGUUCUAAGCAGACGGCAGACACGUGAACAGCCAGUCCCUACUGAUCGCAAACGCGGCCGCGGCUCCGCAUCUCCAUCCGUUUCGGCUGCCUCUCUCUCAGCAGCACGGCAGUCUGAUGCCAGUCAAAGGCAGCUAGAGCUUCAUUUCCACCUUCUUCAACAUACAAGAAGGGAGUCCGCUAAAGAUUCCUGCUACGUGUUUCUCAGAUGACAGCCAGGCAAAGCCAGACCCGACGGAUCACCUGAGGAUGUUACUCAUGCCGUCCUUCAUCCUGUAAUUUAGUCUUGUGCUUUAAUGUAAGACUUUGAAAGAAGAAAACAGUCCUGAAAGAUAAGCUGCUCGUUUGUCUGCCCGCCGUGAGAGUCAAAAAAAGUUGAAGUUCUAUUUAUGUAUAAAUUAUGUAAGAGUUUGAGGGAUGAGGAUGAAAACUGUGAGGUUACCUGUUUGUAGAUGCCCACACAGCAUAGCGAAUGUCAGGUGUACUGAUCCCCUGCCAUGAGUGAAAUGCCAGGACAUCCUGGGGUGCUCAGUGGGGAGGGGGCCAUCGGACGCCAGUCCGUCUGACUGUGUGUCAAUAGGGGGCAAGAAGCAAUGGAGCUGGUGGAGGGGUUUGGACGGCGGCAUGCCAGGUUUUCGGCAAAAGACGAGGCCUUGUCCAUAAUUCCUGCUGCCGCUUUGAGAAGUAGGACGUGCUCAUGGGUUGAUCGUCUGCUUCUCA